CGAGAGAGCAGGGACUCAGGAAUUUCACAUAUAAUAGGGAAAGAUGGAGACAAGGAGGCCAGAAGUAGGCCAACUGGGAGCUUUUACGGUUCUGAAUCCUGCCAUUGCCUUUAGUUAAGUCUGUCAAGGCCUUCAAACGUGGCACACCCUUGGCUUUCAACGCCCCUCGCCCCGCGGCUUGCCACAUGUCGGCCGGAAUUUGCAUUUGCCGUCCUUCAGAAUAACCCGGGUCGCACCAAGCAGACUCGCAACAAGCUUGGAUUUGCCGGGUGUCGGAACCAAGACCACUCCCGGUUAUUCCACGGCCUCACCAUGGGCCUCCGAGAGGAAUGCCCGUCAUCCUCGAUCAAUGCGGCGGAUGGGUCGAGAAUGGCGCCGUCAACGCUGGAUCUGUUGAUCCUCACCUUCAACUGCGCAAAGAACUUGAUUAAUGCUUCCGUCUUUGCCUCGCAUCUGCAUACUGCGCUGUUGCAGAAUGCCGCUGGUCUGCCUGAUCUUGUUGUCUUCUCGCUGCAAGAGGUAGCACCGCUCUCACACGCCUUUAUCGGCCCCUACUUCCUGGACCCUUACUAUGUUCGCUUUGGUGACGCACUCAAUGUCGCCUCGGAACGGGUGCUUGCGGCCGCUGGGAGAGACGGCCAUGAUGAGCACGUCCUUUCUACCACGCCGCCGAGGGUGGCCGGUCCCCCGUACACGCUCGUGCGGGCCAAGAAUGUCGGCAUGACGGCCAUUCUUCUCUAUGCCCGUGACCCGGCCGCGGCGAAGCAGAUUGAGGAAGCAGAGUGUGGCUUCGGUGCCGCAGACAUGGGCAACAAGGGCGCCGUCGGCCUGCGCGUGACAUGGAGCCGAGGCCGAGGCCAUGACGGCGAUGAAGAACCCAUGUCCACCGAGCUGACCUUUGUCGCCACCCACAUGGCCGCCAUGGAAUGGAACCUCAAAAAGCGCAACUCCAACUGGCGCUCCAUCGUGUCUUGCCUGACCUUUGCCAACCCGCGGAGCCUUCUGCCGGGAGUCUUUCCUGCCGAAACGUCCAUCGCGCAAACACCGGACCGUUCAGGGGCAGGCGACACAGCGCCGCGCUAUCCAACUCUGACCUCAUCCGGUUCCUCCUCGUCCUCCUCCGAGGAAGACGAUAAUGACUCCAACAAAGACACGACCAACAACGAGGAGGAAGAAGACACCCGGCCCCUCCUACCGCACCACCAGUCCUCCUCCAACGACAACCUCGUACAAGACGAGACGCACAGAGCCAAACUGCAGUCCAUCUCCAUCUUCAAGCCGACAUCCCACCUGUUCGUGGCGGGCGACCUCAACUACCGCAUCGCCGAGACCACUCCGCCACCACUCUCCGUCUUCCCAAGCUUUGACCCUGCCUCGCCGAACCAUUACUCAACUUUUUUCCACCGCGACCAGCUCACGCGCGAGCGCAAAGCAAACAGGACCUGCCAUGGCCUCUCUGAGAGCCCCGUCACCUUUGGUCCUACCUACAAGUACGACGUGCUUGACUCCGCCGAGGGCGCGGAUAACCGCGCCGAGGUGCUCGCUGCUGCGGCUGCGGCUGCCAGGAGUAGUAGUAGCAACAGGAGGGACGGGGAUGACGAGGGAAAGGUGGUGGAAGUAGUGCCCUGGCGGUUUGCGCGGCACCGCUGGCCCGGGUGGUGCGAUCGCGUUCUGUGGCUGGACGUGGCGCCCUGGGUGGUGCAGCGACUGCAGCGGCACGGAAAGGGGACCGGGACCGGGACCGGGCAACAACUGCGGGUUGAGACGCUGCUGUACGACGCGUUGCCCGUGCUGGCGACCAGCGACCACCGGCCGGUUGUCUGGCGCGGGCUGGUGCCGGUUCUGGGCGCGGCAGAUAUGGCUGUUCCCACUUCUACUAGCACUGGGGAAGGGGACGGGUUGCUCGACGAGGAGUGGAAGGCUGAUCCGAGAGUGCGCUUGCCUGUCCCCGUGGACGUGCAUGCUUGGGAGAGGAGGGCCAGGGCGAGGAGACGAGAGCUCGUGGUCGGUUGGUCGGCGUUUCUGUGGAGCACCAAGGAGGGCGCGCUCUUGCUGGCGACGGUGUUGGCGUUGGGAGUCGGAGGGUGGUGGUUCCUCCGAGGGUGGUGAGCGGUUAUGGGGGUUGAAUAGGGGGAGAUGGGUAUGCUAUAUAUUUUGUAUACACUGGGUUAUAUAUACCUGUGUCUGCGUGGGUAUGAGAGGCUUGGAAAUCUCCUCGUGGAGUUUGGUCUCUAUUUUGAUAGACAUAUCUAUAUAACGUUAUGACUUGCGUGGACCCGAUGUUCGGAGUGCGUGAUCACGGAGACUUGUAUGGCCGGCA
This is a messenger RNA of Canariomyces notabilis, 2320 nucleotides long. RefSeq names its product DNase I-like protein. Lineage: Eukaryota; Fungi; Ascomycota; Sordariomycetes; Sordariales; Chaetomiaceae. The record is from RefSeq and is a predicted model, not a curated record. The transcript has 2 exons. Gene Ontology annotation, molecular function: phosphatidylinositol-4,5-bisphosphate 5-phosphatase activity. The coding region runs from base 313 to 2109 and encodes 598 amino acids. Gene Ontology annotation, biological process: phosphatidylinositol dephosphorylation.